AUGACACUCCGAAAAGGAGAGAAAAUGACCAUAAGUAUCCAGGAGCACAUGGCCAUUGACGUCUGCCCCGGCCCCAUCAAACCCAUCAAGCAGAUCUCUGACUACUUCCCCCGCUUCCCUCGCGGGCUCCCCGCCGCCGUUGGCCGCAGCAGCACCCUGCGCUCUGCCGUCAGCCAGCCCUCCGUCAGCCCCGCUGAGGCUCCCCGAGAGGAGGACGAGGACGUGGACCAUCUCUUUGGAGCCUAUGGCACGACGCCUGCCGAGCAGCCAGCUAAGCACCAGGCACCCGAGGAGGUGGUGGAUCCCGAGGGCUACGAGUCCGACGACUGCACCACGCUGGGCACAUUGGAUUUCAGCUUGCUCUAUGACCAGGAGAACAACGCUCUCCACUGCACGAUCAAUAAAGCCAAGGGGCUGAAGCCGAUGGACCACAAUGGUUUGGCAGAUCCAUAUGUCAAAUUGCACUUGCUUCCUGGAGCCAGUAAGGCGAAUAAGCUGAGAACCAAAACGCUGCACAACACCCUGAACCCCACCUGGAACGAGACCCUCACCUACUAUGGCAUCACCGACGAGGACAUGAUCCGCAAGACCCUGAGGAUCUCAGUCUGUGACGAGGACAAGUUCCGCCACAACGAGUUCAUCGGGGAGACGCGGAUCCCACUCAAGAAACUGAAGCCCAACCAGACCAAAAACUUCAACAUCUGCCUGGAGAAGCAGCUGCCGAUAGAUAAAACAGAGGACAAGUCGCUGGAGGAGCGUGGCCGGAUCCUCAUCUCGCUCAAGUACAGCUCACAGAAGCAGGGGCUGCUGGUGGGCAUCAUCCGCUGCGCCCACCUGGCCGCCAUGGACGCCAAUGGCUACUCCGACCCCUACGUCAAAACUUACUUGAAACCAGAUGAGGACAAGAAAUCAAAGCAUAAGACAGCAGUGAAGAAGAAGACACUGAACCCCGAGUUCAACGAGGAGUUUUGCUAUGAGAUAAAGCAUGGAGACCUGGCCAAAAAGACCUUGGAAGUCACAGUGUGGGACUACGAUAUUGGGAAAUCAAAUGAUUUCAUAGGUGGUGUGGUGCUGGGCAUCAACGCCAAGGGCGAGCGGCUGAAGCAUUGGUUCGACUGCCUGAAGAACAAGGACAAGAAGAUCGAGCGCUGGCACACGCUCACCAACGAGCUGCCAGGGGCCGUCCUCAGCGACUGA
Indicator indicator is the source of this 1197-nucleotide messenger RNA. It is a transcript of the gene DOC2B, whose product is annotated as double C2 domain beta. The record is from RefSeq and is a predicted model, not a curated record. Bases 1 to 1197 code for a protein of 398 amino acids. Lineage: Eukaryota; Metazoa; Chordata; Aves; Piciformes; Indicatoridae. Gene Ontology annotation, cellular component: membrane. The transcript has 9 exons.